AGAAGCCGGAGUGGAGAAAGUUAACGGGUGGCAUAAGCGGAGAAAAAAAGAAGAGAAAAGUUGAGGAUUUGCUGACGUCCCGGUAACAUCUCGGCAGAAGAACAGCAUUACUUUACACACCUUCAGUUUGCAGAACCUUGAGAAUCCAUCAUAAUGCUGAAGCAGAGAUCUCUUCCCCACCUCUUGCUUACCCUUUUAUGCCUGUGGGCAGUGUGCAAGGCUCAGUUUGAGCCAUGGGGUUACCAUGAGGCCGAGCAGGAACACUAUACUGCCCCAGAACUGCCUCCUGACACUCCCAAGAUUCAGCUGCGCCUGGCAGGCGAGAAGCGCAAGCAUAAUGAGGGCCGUGUGGAGGUCUUCUAUGAUGGCGAGUGGGGCACCAUCUGCGAUGAUGACUUCACCAUUCAUGCUGCCCAUGUGGUGUGUAGACAACUAGGCUAUGUUGAGGCCAUCUCAUGGUCUGCAGCUUCAAAAUAUGGCAAAGGAGAAGGACGUAUUUGGUUUGACAACGUUCACUGUACUGGAAAGGAGAAGAGCCUUGCCCAAUGCUCUUCCAAUGGCAUCGGGGUGUCUGACUGCAAGCACACGGAGGAUGUUGGUGUGGUGUGCAGCGACAAGAGGAUCCCUGGUUUCAAGUUCAUCAAUGCCCUCACCAACAAUGUGGAGAGCCUGAACAUCCAGGUGGAGGACGUGCGCAUUCGAGCAAUCCUGGCCUCCUACCGCAAACGCAUCCCUGUCACAGAGGGUUACGUGGAGGUGAAGGAUGGCGGCCGCUGGAAACAGCUCUGUGACGAGGAGUGGACCCACAUGAACAGCCGUGUCAUCUGUGGCAUGUUUGGCUUCCCCAGCGAAAGGAGAUAUAAUGCCAGGGUUUACAAGAUGUUCGCCCGCAAGCGAAAGCAUACCUACUGGGGCUAUUCUGUGAACUGCACAGGAAAUGAGGCCCACCUGUCAAGCUGCAGACUGGGGCGCAACGUGAGGCAGACGGACAACGGCACUUGUGUUCAGGGCAUGCCAGUGGUAGUGAGCUGUGUCCCAGGACGUGCUUUUGCCCCCACCCCUAUGACCGGCUUCAGGAAGGCCUUCAGGCAAGAGCAUCCUCUGGUGCGCCUGAAGGGUGGCGCCAUCAUAGGGGAGGGCCGUGUGGAGGUGCUCAAGAAUGGCGAAUGGGGCACCAUUUGCGAUGAUAACUGGAACCUUAUCUCAGCCACAGUGGUGUGCAGGGAGUUGGGCUUCGGCAGCGCCAAGGAGUUCUUGACCGGAGGACGCCUGGGACAAGGAAUGGGUCCAGUCCACAUGAAUGAGGUGGAGUGCUCUGGGUUUGAGAAGUCUAUCACUGAAUGUUUCUUCAACAAGGAUUCCCUGGGCUGCAGCCAUGAGGAGGAUGCCGGAGUGCGGUGCAAUGUCCCAGCUAUGGGCUUCCAGGAGAGGCUCCGUCUUAGUGGUGGACGGAACCCCUUUGAGGGGCGUGUGGAGGUUCUGGCGGAGAGGAAUGGCUCUCUGGUGUGGGGCACAGUGUGCAGUGAGGGCUGGGGUACCAUGGAGGCCAUGGUGGUGUGUAGGCAGCUGGGCCUGGGCUUUGCCAACCAUGCUUUCCAGGAGACGUGGUACUGGCCAGGUGAGGUGAACGCUGACCGUGUGGUGAUGAGUGGGGUGAGGUGUUCGGGCACGGAGAUGUCGCUGUCCCACUGUCUGCACCAUGGAGAGCACCUGGACUGCCCGAAAGGAGGGGCCCGCUUCGCCGCCGGGGUCUCCUGCUCAGAGACGGCCCCCGACUUGGUGCUGAACCCCCAGAUUGUGGAGCACACGACCUACCUGGAAGACCGGCCCAUGCUGAUGCUGCAGUGCGCCUACGAGGAGAACUGCCUCGCCACCACCGCCAGUCAAGUUCCAGCCGACUCAUACCGGCGCCUGCUUCGCUUCUCCUCCCAGAUCCACAACAAUGGCCAGUCUGACUUCCGGCCCAAGGCCAGCCGGGAAACCUGGGUCUGGCACGACUGCCACAGGCACUACCACAGUAUGGAAGUGUUCACUAACUAUGACCUGCUCAGCCUCAAUGGCACCAAGGUAGCUGAAGGACACAAGGCCAGCUUCUGCCUGGAGGACUCGGAGUGUGACGAAGGAAUUGAAAAGAGAUAUGAGUGUGCCAACUUUGGUGAGCAGGGCAUUACAGUGGGUUGCUGGGAUACGUACAGACAUGACAUUGAUUGUCAGUGGGUGGAUAUCACAGAUGUGAAACCUGGAGACUACAUCUUUCAGGUAGUAAUUAAUCCCAAUUAUGAAGUGGCUGAAUCAGACUACACAAACAAUGUCGUGAAGUGCAGGUGUCGAUACGAUGGUCACCGAAUAUGGAUGUACAGCUGUCAUAUAGGUGGAGCAUUCAGUUCUGAAACUGAAGAUACUUUCCCUGGACUUCUGAACAACCAAGUGGCCCACAGGUAAAAGGAGGCAGAGAGAGCAGGACCUGGACUUAUAACAUCUUGUAUCCAGUGAAAUCAUCCAAACCACUAGACUUCUUUCUGUUCCCACCCAAAGAGAGCUGGAUGAAUGCCUGUUUCCCUCUAAUCAAGGUCAAGUCCAUUGUGAUUCUUCCAUGAGUACAGAAAACCUGUAAAUCCUCCAUCACACCUUUCAGAUAUUGCAACUAAAAUAAUCUUGCUUUGUAACAAACAGCUGUCCCUUUUAAGAAAACAACAAUUCAGCAGCUCUUUAGACUAAAAACCCCUUUCCAAGUAAACGAGUGAUUAAACCACUGAUCUCACGUUUAAGAGACACAUUUAACAUUCCCUGAGAAAAGCUCCCUUCACACAUACAAAUAUAGUCUUCAUGCAUCAUUUGGAUCAUUUAAAGAUACACCUGGAUCAGAAGCUCCUGUGUGUAAAUUGUGCAAUGGGGACAUUCAUUCAUAUGUACUUCUUUGGUGCACAAAGACUUUCAGUGGCAGAUUUUUACUGCUUAUAUUGUCUGGACAUUUUAAACCUGAUUAAAAAAACAGCACUGACUCUUGUAAAGUUUAAUGAGACUUACUGUGAGAUCCACAAGAAUCCAUCAAUAAACAAAAUACACAAAAAUACCUCAGAGGGGGUUUUUAGAGUUAAAAAAGAAACAGGACCAAUGCUAUGUCCCUCAGUACUUUCAACUUAGCAAUUUUUGUUAGUUUAAAACUGGUUGGUUUGAUUACCUGUGCAUUUUAAGUACAGCGUGAAAGACUGUGUGAAAUAGUCGAAAAUAAAGGAACCUUUAACAAGUUAAAUAUAAAAGGAAAUAAUUAUUCUUUUGUGAGCCAGCAUGCAAGCAUCCAACAAGUGUGAAUAAUGAAUAAACAUCUUGAAAGUCAUUGUAAUAACUAGACUUAGCAGAUUUCUGCUUCUGUUUUGCUAUAACAUUUACCUUAACAUUCAGAGCAAGUUCUUUAUUGGGGUUAGCUAAGAACACAGACUGCAUUUUUCAUUAUAUCAUGUGAUUAAAAGUAUAAAUAAAGAAAACAGUAUGGUGUGCCAAAACAACACACAAAUUAAAAAAAUUUCCGGAAUCUCCCAAGCUUUAUAGGGACAUGUGAGAUCUGAGCUGGUGAAAAGGUGGUGAUGUGCAAUUUUUUUUUUCUUUCAGUUAAAAACUUUUUUCUGCAUUUAGAUAAACUCUUUUAACCAUUUUCAGCUACCAUUUUAUAAGUAACUUAUUGUAAAAGUCAGGGAUUUCAAUUUUGUUUUACAAGUUGUGUAAUCAAAGGCUUAGUGUGAAUGUUAUUUUGUGUUUUGUAAUGGUGCUACAGAACUGUAACCCUCUGUUUUAUGAGGGUACGUGUUGCCAGCUAAAUGGUUAUGUUACAUAUGCUUAUACUUGAAAGAAGGGUAAAAGUCCAUAGUGCCUUUUUGUUCAUCAUAAUAAAAUACUGAUU
Messenger RNA from Scleropages formosus (Asian bonytongue), 3898 nucleotides. RefSeq names its product lysyl oxidase-like 2b (gene loxl2b). Lineage: Eukaryota; Metazoa; Chordata; Actinopteri; Osteoglossiformes; Osteoglossidae. Gene Ontology annotation, cellular component: membrane. The coding region runs from base 154 to 2442 and encodes 762 amino acids. The record is from RefSeq and is a predicted model, not a curated record. Gene Ontology annotation, biological process: sprouting angiogenesis; collagen fibril organization; peptidyl-lysine oxidation. The transcript is spliced from 14 exons. Gene Ontology annotation, molecular function: copper ion binding; protein-lysine 6-oxidase activity.